Molecule: messenger RNA, 689 nt
Organism: Prosopis cineraria
Lineage: Eukaryota; Viridiplantae; Streptophyta; Magnoliopsida; Fabales; Fabaceae
Exons: 1
Coding region: 144-350 (68 amino acids)
Source: RefSeq, a predicted model, not a curated record
UAGCCUUAUAAUAGGAGCCAGCUAGUUCUGUUAUAUAUAUAUAUUCCUUCCCGGAGAAGAGAAAGAAACCUUCGUUGACGUAACUGAGAAGAUCGAUCAUAGAGGCUAACACUUCUGAUUUUUGGAGCGUACCUGUUAAGAAGAUGGUUUGCUUCUGCUUUCUGGUGGAUCAGAGGAGGAAGGUGAGGAGGAGCAAGCCCGCUGCCGGGACGUGCUCACGGUGCGGCGGCGGAGCCAGCGUGGCCGACAUGAUGACUCAGACGAGGUUCUGUUAUGUUCCGUUCUACUGGAAAAACUGGAAGGCCAUUAUCUGCACUUUCUGCGGAGCCAUGCUUAAGUCUUACAGAUGAGGGCGCGCGCGCGAGCGCGCACACAUAUUCUACAUAUUAACCAGAACACUAAAGUUUUCACUGCUCUUUGCUUUUCUUUCAUCUGAAUUAUCUGAAUAGAUGACUCUGCGCUGACAAUAUAAACAGAUAGUGAUCAUUGAUGAUCAGUUUGAGUUUUCAGAGUUGUGAUGAGGUUUUGUAAAUAUGGAAGAAAAGUGUGCAAGUAGUUUUGCUGGCAUGUGUGUGGUGUUCAAUUUAGAGGGUAUGAGACCCAAGAGGCCAAGACGAGCAUUAUGUACAGUAAAGUUUGGGCAAGGAGGAUCAAAUCAACUAAUCAUCAAAGCAUGAUAUUCUGUGCCA